Pieris macdunnoughi is the source of this 1818-nucleotide messenger RNA. NCBI's taxonomy places the organism in Eukaryota, Metazoa, Arthropoda, Insecta, Lepidoptera, Pieridae. The record is from the annotation of a GenBank genome assembly.
AUGGAUGUGGUAUAUUUUAACUGGCUGGAUUAUCUUGUUUUCGGCGCGAUGUUGGCCCUGUCAGCAUUCAUCGGUAUAUAUUUUGCCUUCUUCGCUAAACGGAAACAGAAUACCACAUCCGAAUACCUAAUGGGCGGGAAGACUAUGGGAAUGUUUCCUAUAUCCAUGUCCUUAAUAGCUAGUUAUAUAUCGGGCAUAUCAUUACUCGGUCUGCCAGCAGAGAUGUAUACCUAUGGCACGCAACUUUGGGCCAUUGUGUUAUCUGAGUGGAUAGUGUCAGUAACCAUAGCAAUCGUCUACUUACCAGUCUUCUAUAACCUACAAAUAACGUCUACCUAUGAGUACUUGCGUCUGCGCUUUAACCAAAAUGUGCAGUUGUUGGGUUCAAUAAUAUUUAUUAUAAAAAUGUUACUCUACAUACCGAUUGUCAUAUACGUGCCAGCUCUUGCUUUUAAUCAAGUAACGGGUAUUAAUCUACACUUAAUAACACCAAUCGUGUGUCUUGUGUGCAUCUUCUACACUACUUUAGGCGGCAUCAAAGCAGUUGUAUGGACGGAUACCCUACAAACAAUACUAAUGUACUUUGGAGUCAUCUUCAUCGUGAUAUAUGGGACGUGGCGAUUAGGAGGUGUAGGAGAGGUGAUGAGGAUCAAUAAGGAUGGAGAUCGUUUGGAAUUCUUCAAUAUGGACCCGGACCCAACAAUUCGACACACCUUCUGGACUACAGUUAUUGGAAACUACUUCAGUUGGCUAGCAUCCUGCUCCGUCAACCAGGCCAUGGUGCAGAGAUGUCUCGCCCUUCCUUCGCUUAAGAAAGCACGCAUAACGAUCCUGAUAAUGGCGGUGGGUAUUUACGUGAUCGUCUCCCUCUGCUGCUACACGGGUCUCGUAGUGUAUGCUACCUUUGCCUCUUGUGACCCUCUGACAACUGGCGCUAUCCGCAAGAGUGACCAGCUCCUCCCCUACUUGGUGAUGACCAUCACUGGAUCAAUUCCUGCCCUUCCCGGGAUCUUCAUGAGUGGCGUGUUCAGUGCAGCCUUGAGUACAAUGUCGACCGGUCUCAAUUCCAUGUGUGGUGUCAUAUUUGAAGACCUCAUCAGACCGGCGUAUAACAAACCGAUUUCGGAAAAAACUGCAAGUUUUAUUAUGAAAAUAAUUGUUGUUAUCAUAGGAGCAGUGUGUGUGGCUUUAGUAUUACUUGUGGAGCACAUGGGCGCUCUCAUCCAGGCGGGGAAAAGUCUUGCCGGCAUCACGGCAGGAAGCCUGCUCGGUCUUUUUACGAUGGGCCUCUUUAUGCCUUGGAUUAAUGCCACUGGUGCACUAGCAGGAGGCACCACAUCCACUCUCCUGGUUGGUUGGAUGUCACUUGGAACACAGGCGGCGAUGUUACGAGGUGACAUCGUUUUCAUUCCUAAGCCAGUCAGUGUGGCCGGAUGUCCCGGAAAUAUUACCAUUCCCACGAUCACUUCACAAACUAGUAUUGAGUUUGACAGAUCGGGAACAUUUUUCUUGUAUAGGAUAAGUUAUUUCUACUAUACUUUAAUUGGAAUGUUGGUGUGUGUCACCACUGGGACCAUUGUGUCGUUCUUCACUGAGCCAAACGAGCCUGCUAUGGUCCAUAGAGAUCUUUUAACGCCAGUGAUUCAUCGCUUUUUGCCACUGCAAAGCCCUCAAUGUAUCAAACCGAGGCUUACCCAACAUGAUAUAGAGCUACACGCCAGAGAAAUGGAGGAGUUGUGUGCACAAGCUGUUUUCAUGAAAGAAAAACGCGGUGGCGUCGAUGAUUUACAAAAGCAAAAAUCAACCCUUGGACAAUAA